CUAUCGACGGUCAGAGCUUGGGACUCCGCAAACUCGAACACGUCUUACAUGGACGACUAUGAGAACUCGUGGUCACCUUGGUCCGAUUGGUCUUCGUGUUCGAGAACGUGCGAUGGCGGAGCCACUUAUCAACUACGAAGGUGCAAUGCAGUGGUCGGCUGUAAAGGUCACCACGUCAGAUACAAAAUCUGCAACAUGGAGCCGUGCCCCGACGGUUUGGAUUUCCGAGCGGUGCAGUGUUCGGCAUACAACGACCAGCCAUACGACGGCGAGACCGUGGAAUGGCACCCUUACUACGACGAGGAGAGCCCUUGCACGCUAAUGUGCGUCGACUCCAAAGGCCGAGUGGAAGAAAUGGCCCCGAGGGUGCGAGAUGGCACCAGGUGCAGGCUGGGCUCGUUGGACAUGUGCAUCGACGGCGUGUGUCAGAGGGUCGGCUGCAAUUUAGAAAUCGGAUCAAAAGCCAGCGUGGACGAGUGUGGAGUCUGCGGCGGAGAUGGUACCUCGUGUUCCAAGGACCUACACCACUGGGGCAAAAUAGGCACUGGCUGUUCGGUGUCUUGCGGCGGAGGGUACGAAAUGUCUAGAAUAAUCUGUCAGAACCGAGACACGGGCGUUGAAGUGGAUGCUGAUCUGUGCCCGGGCGAGAGGCCAACCGGCAGCGAUUUAUCUGUGGAGUGUAACAGCCAACCGUGUCCUCCCAAGUGGGUUGCUGACGACAACUGGAGUCCCUGUAGCAAAACAUGUGGAGGUGGAAUAAGGGUACGACACGUUUAUUGUGUGGAAGAAACAAAUGGCACUAGAACAAAGGUAUGGCAUCACAUGUGUCAUGGGCACAAACCUAAAAUUCAAGAACAGUGCAACAUCCAACCGUGUUAUUCCGACUGGUCAACAGGCGAAUGGUCCAAAUGUUCGGCGACUUGUGGCGAGGGAAUGCAGAUCAGGAACAUUACUUGCAAAUCUAAACAAAAGUAUCUGACUUGUGACCCGAUGACCGAGCCCAGGAGGACCAAGACUUGUUCAGCGAGCUUGCCAUGUUACCACGAAAAUUUCGACGCAGACUCGGAUUUCCAAGUGUCGUCCAAAUCGAGUUUUUCACAAGCCCACGCUCAGCGAUUGAUCGGCCAACAAAAAACUUCUCCACACACACUGUUCGUUUCCGACAAUUGGAGCCCAUGCAGCGUCACGUGCGGCGAUGGUAUCAGGACGAGAAAAGUGUACUGCAAAGCUCAUUUAGAUUACACUCAGAUCAUGACGAAGUUAACAGACGAUGCGUGCGUCGGUCCCAAACCACCGGAGGUGGAAAAAUGCUUCUCGGUGCCCUGCUCGUUGAACAAAAUAUUUGAUCAAAAUGAGAGGUCCAUCAGGGAUGGAUACGCAGACGCCAGCUCCGAUGAUUUCAAUCCACCGAAAGUCGCCCCCGGUUCGUUUGGUAAAACAUACUCUUGGAAAAGAGAAGGCUUUACGCAUUGCAGUGCUUCUUGUCUUGGAGGAGUACAAGAAUCGUUGGUAUUGUGCGAACGUGAAGAGGACAAGAAAAUCGUCUCCCCUUACUUAUGUUCCCGAAACGAUCAGCCCGAAGUACUGACGCAGACUUGCAACGACCAACCCUGCCCACCCCGGUGGAAUGUUAGCGACUUCCAGCCGUGUUCGCAGAGCUGUGGCAUCGGGCUUCAGAUGCGUGAGGUCAACUGCAUACACGAGGUGACCGAAGGAAACACAGCUACAGUGCCGAACAACAUGUGUCCACAGCCCCCGCCCACGGAUCGGAAGCAGUGCAACAUGAUCGACUGCCCCACGGAAUGGCGGACUUCCGAAUGGUCGAAAUGUAGUAAAAAGUGUAACGGUGGCGUCAAAACCAGAGUGGUGGAGUGUGUGCAGAGGAUUGCCCACGGGCACAUCAUAAACCGACCGGACACAGAUUGCGGCACCGACAAGCCACUCGAUAGCAGGCUCUGCAACCCGAACGCUUGCAGUACGCAGGAAGCAGUCAUGGUGUCAGAUGUAGCCCAGAAAUACGAACAAGCCACCACCGAGGAGGACGUCAUGCUCAAAGUCGGCGGGGAGGCGACGGUGUACCGAGGGGUGGAAAUGAAGAUGCGGUGCCCAGUCAGCAAGAGAGGGAAAAUACAGUGGUCAAAAGACGGCCAGUUAUUGCAAAAUGGCAAGAAGGUUCGGAUAUCGAAAAAAGGCAUACUCAAGAUCCGGGCCACCACAUACUCGGACCGCGGGACCUAUACUUGUAAAACCGGUAACGCGCAAGCCACAAUGAACAUUAACAUCAAACCCCAGCCAGGAGAGUUUCCGAGUUCCGAAGAAAUCGACAAGCCUUUGAACCAACAAGACCCAGGCAUGAACCCUUCAUACGCGAAUCCGCAAGGGAUAGAACCAUCAUUUGACAUCAGCCACGAACGCAUCAAAGGCGAACACAAUCGCGAACAGAAACACAAACAGUCACGACAGAAAACUACCACCAUUCAGUCAACCGUAACGAGCACGGCGACUUCCGAAAAGCACGUAGUGGAAACAGAGAAAAAUGCUAUAGACGUCUCCCCAAAACCCACCACUUCCGGAAGUUCACGAAACUUGCCUCACCUUCACAGUCUUCUUUUUAACCUCAAGGCUCUGUGGCCGUUUCAGGGUGUGAGCAACGCACGGGUGAAUAGAAUGUUUAUGGAGGAACCGGCGAACCCAGCGCCAGAAAUCGAAACCACCACCGAGGAGGACAUGUUCGGCAAACCCGUUUUGCUCGGCAAAGGUGACCGGAAGAGCGUGAAAUUCGAAUGGGUCAUCACCGAGUGGUCGGACUGCUCUCCGCCUUGUGGAGGAAACGGUUUUCAGAUGAGGGCAGCUCACUGCAUGGUCAAACUAAACAAUAUGACACAAAGCGUGGACAACAACUUGUGCGAGGACGCCCGGUUGCCGACGCCCGUCACCAUACAAAAGUGCGAGACGGAUGAUUGUCCGCAGUGGUCGGUGACCGAAUGGAAACCGUGUGAGGAGUCCAAGUGUUUCACCUGGAAUACUGCGAUGCAGAGGCGAAACGUGUACUGUCAGAAUUCGGAUGGAGCCACUAUAUCGGACGAGGCGUGCCACGGGAUCGAAAAGCCGGUGAACCGGAAGGAAUGCUACAACGAUCAGUGCAAAGGCACUUGGAAAGUGGGCGAGUGGUCCGAGUGUACGGCGUCAUGCGAAAAAGACGGGCUGAGGUACCGAAUAUUGCAGUGCGUCUGGUACGGCACCAACAAGCCGGCCGGCACCGCCUGCCGCGACCAGCCAAGGCCACCGGUGAUGAAGACUUGCACCGGACCGCAGUGCGCAACAAAAGAUGAAUGCAAGGAUCACAGCAAACACAAUUGCAAGAACGUAAAACAAAUGAACAUGUGUCACUUGCGUCAAUACCAAACACAAUGUUGUCUUUCGUGCGCAUAAAAACAUCACCACUGUAACUUUAUUUUUCUAUUUAAAAUUUUUUUUCCACGUUCUAACGUGUUAAUACAUGUUUUUAGCAUUCAUUCCGUUGUACAUAAUUAUUAUAUACGAUGAGUUACAAAUAAGUAUUAAGUGUGACGCACGUCUUGUUAAACUAAUAUUUAUAUUGUUAAGUAGGUGAAAUAUUAUUUUAAUCUGAUUUUGAAUGUGUGUCGUUGAUUACGUAUGAUAUUUUGUACACUAUAGUAUAUACUAUUAUAGUAUUAUACUAUUCCUAGCGUUCUAUUUUUUUAUUGUUCUGUUUUCGAAUAGUCGCUAAGUAGAUAGGUACUACAUAAGCGGAAAUCGGCUACUCAUUUUUUAUUUAUUUAUUUUUUUUUUGGGAGAGGGAAGGGGAUUCUAACAACUUAAAAACUACCUAUAUUAAAAUGUCGUAUUAUAGUUAAUGUUACAGAAUUAUUAAAUCUUUUUUUUUUGUUUAACAGCCAACGGGUAGGUUUUCAAAAAUUAAAAAAAUUAAAAAAUUGUUUUGCAUUUAAAACUUAAUUACAUUUUCAAUUUAAAUACCUAAGAUUUGAAAAUGUGAUACAAUGUUCUCCAUAGUUGUUCAUAUACAUACAUUUAAAAAUAGGUAUUGAAAAAAAGUGUGCAGAAAGUUCAAUUUCAUCGAUUCCUUUGCCCAGUGCACCGAGUGCUCACUGCUCAAUGUAUUAAAUAUACAAACCAACGUAUAUCUACACACAGCCAACGUACAUCUAUAUGCAGCAGAAGCAAUAAGCUCCCUGGUUUUUAUAAUUUAAUUUUAAAAUUAAUGACAUUUGGUUAUCAUUCAUGCGCAAGAAAAUUAACGAACAAAAACUUUUUUUAAGUCAAUAUUUUUACCACUAAGAAAAUAUUCUAUACAUGACACAGUACUUUUGAAUGAAAAUUUUGGACAGUAUUCAUAAAUAUUACAAUUAUUAUUUUGUUAUUAGUGGGGCUAAGUCCCAAGCACCCUUUGAUUUCCGUUAAUGUUUAAGUAUCAAUCUCACGACACAAACGAUGAUGGUUAAGUAGACACUGUUGGGUGUUAAUCCUGAGUUAAAAACUUAAGCAAUUGAUUAAUGUUUACUUCAGUAAAAUACUUAAUGCAUCAUUAUGACAUUAUUUAUAAUAAUAUUCAAUUUAAACGGGCAUUACAGAUCGUUCUCGGUAGUUUUGUCGACCGCGAGUUCCGAUCAGUCUUAUCACCGCAAAUAAAGUAUUAGGUAUUUAAUAUUAUGUUAUGUUAUUAUAAUAUAUUUGUAUUUUCUUUGUAAUUUAAGUUUAGAAUUAUAAAAAUUACGCACUAAUGAAACGACUGAAAAAAAAAAGAAUCGGGGAUACUCUACAGUAUUGUUUUAUGUACAAUGAUUUAGCUACGAUUUAAAUGUAAUCUAUAAUAUACGAGUAAGUUGUUUAUUAAAAAACCCUAUUAAAUAUAAAUACUAAUUAUUAUUCAUACGAAACGUCCCAAAUAGUAUUAUACAUUCCAUUGUACAUUUGUACUUCAAUUUGAUGCCACUAUGACAGUUUAGUUACAUUCGUCGACUGUAGGACGUCUUGACUUGUCCUAGGUCCCUCGUUUGUUCAAAUAGCCUCUUCUAUACAAAUUAAAAAAAAAAAAAUGUACAGACCAUUUUAAUCAAUAUCAUUACAUUCCCAUACAUUUGUCAACAUCCAUGUUCUGAAUUUAUUAUCAUAUGCAUAGCAACAAUUGUCAUGUAUUCGAGUCAAAUAAAAAAACAAAAUUUUCGGUGCACUAACAAUCGUUUAAUUUAUAGCAUGCACCUAUUUCCAUUUAUCUGUAAACCUUCAGAGACAAAUCUUUUCAUACGAAAAACAUAUGCCAAAUACACAUGUUGUAAGUAGAUUUUGAUAAACUAUCACAAAAAAGUUACGCAACUCGGAUCGUACACGUGACACGGCCACAAGGAGUUUUUUUUUUACGAUUGGACUUGUUAAUUUAUCAAUUUGUGAUGUAUUAAUUUGUCCUAAAUAGUAUUCGUGUUAUGAAUAUCAACCAUUCACAUUAAGAAGAAACUUUAUUAUUUGUCAUAUAACAAAUUACCAUGCAUUCACUUUAGCAGUUUUAUCGUGCAGAUAACGUGACUGAAAAGUUACGAUUUGUAACAAUUUUUGAUAUUUAUUAUAACACAUUUUUAACUUACAUAUUACUUUAAAGUGGUUUGUUAUUUGUUGUAGUAUUAUUUUAAAUAACCACCAAGUUCUAUAAUUAUCAAAUGUUCGAUUGUUAUAAUUACCUAUUUCGUUAUUUACAUUUAAUUUCUGUGAUGGUGAAAAUUGCAUUUUAUUUUAGCUACCUAUGCCUAUUUAUCUGUUUGGAAGCUGUAUUCGAGGUUUCACUUUGACAAGUGUAAAGAACUCCUCACUAUGGUACUGAACACGUCCUUCUUAGAUCGAAAUUUGAG
Myzus persicae (green peach aphid) is the source of this 5882-nucleotide messenger RNA. RefSeq names its product ADAMTS-like protein 1 (gene nolo). The record is from RefSeq and is a predicted model, not a curated record. Gene Ontology annotation, cellular component: extracellular matrix. NCBI's taxonomy places the organism in Eukaryota, Metazoa, Arthropoda, Insecta, Hemiptera, Aphididae. The transcript has 23 exons. Gene Ontology annotation, biological process: extracellular matrix organization. Gene Ontology annotation, molecular function: metalloendopeptidase activity. The coding region runs from base 49 to 3432 and encodes 1127 amino acids.